This is a messenger RNA of Aspergillus glaucus CBS 516.65, 885 nucleotides long. RefSeq lists its product as uncharacterized. The record is from RefSeq and is a predicted model, not a curated record. The coding region runs from base 1 to 885 and encodes 294 amino acids. Lineage: Eukaryota; Fungi; Ascomycota; Eurotiomycetes; Eurotiales; Aspergillaceae. The transcript has a single exon.
AUGCCCGGAAACCCUGGUUCUCGCUUUUCCGCUGUUCCUCCUGCGACUCCUCCUCCCGCUGCGUCUACCACGACCGCCCCGAUCCAGGCCUCCCUGACCAGAACACAAUUCGAACCGGUCACAGCCCACACCGCAAAGUGCGACCUGUGCAACACCAGAAACGACUCGGGCAUGUCCCGGUGCUCAUCCUGCGGCUGGCAAUCCUGCCAUGCCUGUACUAUUAAGAAUGGCUGUACCAGGACGCAUAAUGCUGGAAGUCGUGUGCACACUGGCCCGAUUGACCAGAACGAGCUUGUCGAGUCGAAUAACUCGCCUAAGGGCAAAAAGAAGAAGGGAAAAGGUAGCAGCAAAGUCCAGAAGACCCAGAAGGGCCCGGCAAGACGCGGACGCGGACGGGAGCAAGCACAGACACCUCGCACCCAGCCCCCGACCCAGAGGGAACAGGGACAGGGUACUCGUAGGGCUUGCACUGCCAGUCCCAGCGCCAGUCCCAGCGCCAGUCCCAGCCCCGACGCCGCCGUCUCUCCCCCUCCUUUCCCUUCCACUAACUCUAACGGCCGCCAGUCUGCUAUUGCUCCUCUUCUCGACGACGAGGCCUUCUCACCGUCCACCUUCACCGCUAACACCGACACCGACGAGGCCGAAGUCGGGACGGACAAGGACCUAGCAGGAGCCAGGAACUUGUACGCCUUCAGCCUCGAGGCGCACGGGGCGUGGAUACAGGAGAAGCGAGAGAAGGACCCGGCGAGGAUGUGGUACUAUCAGGCGUAUGGACUUGGCGAUAUUCAUGGAUAUGCGCAGGAACAGGCGGCUAGGGCUGUGGAGGAGUUUAUGAAGAGGGAAGGGGUUGUGGGGGGUGAUGGUGGAAGGGUAGGGUUGUUUUGA